This is a messenger RNA of Suillus plorans, 1633 nucleotides long. Its product is annotated as SPX domain-containing protein. Gene Ontology annotation, biological process: phosphate ion transport; cellular response to phosphate starvation. The record is from RefSeq and is a predicted model, not a curated record. The transcript has 14 exons. Gene Ontology annotation, cellular component: plasma membrane; cytoplasm; Golgi apparatus. The coding region runs from base 254 to 1501 and encodes 415 amino acids. Gene Ontology annotation, molecular function: inositol hexakisphosphate binding. Lineage: Eukaryota; Fungi; Basidiomycota; Agaricomycetes; Boletales; Suillaceae.
AGUACAAACACCGUGGGCCUGUCACCAUAAUCUCGUCAUCCUCAGACGGCGCCCCAUGGCAGUUUUGGCAACGCUUUUUGCCAGGAUUUCGGUCAUAAGAUCCUUCAGAUGAAACCUGGCACAUUUCACGUUCCUCGAGCCUUUUUAACGGUUUGCUCUUGCGUCGUCAGUCGAACGAAAAUCACUACCACUAUCCUGUGCGGAUCAUACCCCUCAUCAUAACCUAACCAAGUCCAUCAACUCACAAGAAGUGAUGAAGUUUGCACGAUACCUUAAUGAUACACAAACUCCCGAAUGGAAAAAGGCAUACAUUGAUUAUCGUUGCCUAAAGAAGUGCAUCGGUGCAAUUCGUGCAGAACAUAUUGCCAGGCAGAACUCCACUGGAACCACCGAUGUUGAUCGGGUUCGUGGGCAAGCCAAAGAAUAUGAAGAGUACAACGAGCUGUCCGUCGUCAUACGACAAGAUGCUCCAAUUGAAGGGACUUCGGCUCUUUCCCCAACUCGAACCCAGCGAAGGGAUACCCAGAUACGUCCAUCGCUCAGAAUUUCGAUGCAUGGUGUUCUGCCUUCCUCUCAUCUCACAGGCUCGUCAUCACAGGCGACUCCCUUACCUCCAAAGUCUGCGCACUCGCCACCCGUAUUCCCCUUUUUCCGUGAUGCAGGCUCUCCAGCUCCACCUGCCUUACACACGCUCCUCCCUCUACUACCACCACUUCAUGCAAAUUUUUUCGAGCUAUUAGAUUCCGAAUUAGAGAAAGUCGACUCUUUCUAUUCCAAACGAGAGAAGGAAAUGCGAGAUCGCGGCAAGCAGCUCAAAGAGCAGCUUAAUGAACUUGGGCACCAUCGCAAGAAGUACUAUGAAUGUAAUGCAAAUGCCACAGCGCCGAACUGGGCUUCACGAGCUCACCUAUGCCUGAAAGCGGCUUUACAUGCCCUUAACCAACGCCACACAGACAAGCAUGAUAAUCAACCAGGGCUAGUAGCUUCUGAGUCGGGUCGGGGAGGUCGUUCGAUCACCACUGGAGAUGAAGGAACUUCCGAACGCAAAACCGUGUCGCCGAUUCCUGCGUCUAGCGCAGGUGAUUCAACUCAAGUUACGUCACUCAAGAGCAAUCGCUCAACGCCGUCCACCAAAGCGAAUGGCAAUAUCCCGCUGACAAAGAACAGUAUGUCCUUUACAAGCCUACAGGAUUACCAAAGUGCGAAGAAAGAUCUGAGGAAAGCUGUCGUGGAGUACUACCGUGGCCUCGAGGCACUGAAUAAUUACCGUAUACUAAAUCUCACUGGUUUCCGCAAAGCUGUCAAGAAGUAUGAGAAGAUUACACAGGUGCCUGCUCAAGCCGCUUAUAUGAAGGAGAGGGUUGAGCCCUCAUCUUUUGCUUCUGGCGCAAUGGUCAGCUCAAUGCUUAAAGAGAUGGAAGAGCUGUUUGCCGCAAGAUUCGGUACGUCGCUCAAAGCUCCUACCUUUUCUCUAUCUACACGUUAUCACAGAACGUGGUGACAAGAAGAAAGCGAUCACUCGUCUUCGUGCCGGUGCGACACAGAAAUCCCAUCAUUUCAGUACGUUUCGUACGGGCAUGUGGCUUGGGCUAUCUAUACCAGCGACGGUUGCUGGUUUCACGACAUGUAUGCG